This is a messenger RNA of Eptesicus fuscus (big brown bat), 2557 nucleotides long. RefSeq names its product janus kinase and microtubule interacting protein 1 (gene JAKMIP1). Lineage: Eukaryota; Metazoa; Chordata; Mammalia; Chiroptera; Vespertilionidae. The record is from RefSeq and is a predicted model, not a curated record. The transcript is spliced from 20 exons. Gene Ontology annotation, molecular function: microtubule binding; kinase binding; GABA receptor binding. The coding region runs from base 17 to 2557 and encodes 846 amino acids.
CUCCCCGGGAGGAAGCAUGUCGAAGAAGGGCCGGAGCAAGGGCGACAGGCCCGAGAUGGAGGCGGACGCGGUGCAGCUGGCCAACGAGGAGCUGCGGGCCAAGCUGACCAGCAUCCAGAUCGAGUUCCAGCAGGAGAAGAGCAAGGUGGGCAAACUGCGGGAGCGGCUGCAGGAGGCCAAGCUGGAGCGCGAGCAGGAGCAGCGGCGGCACACGGCCUACCUCUCGGCGCUCAGGGCCAAGCUGCACGAGGAGAAGACCAAGGAGCUGCAGGCGCUGCGCGAGGCGCUCAUCCGCCAGCACGAGCAGGAGGCGGCGCGCACGGCCAAGAUCAAGGAGGGCGAGCUGCAGCGGCUGCAGGCCACGCUGAACGUGCUGCGCGACGGGGCGGCCGACAAGGUGAAGACGGCGCUGCUGGCCGAGGCGCGCGAGGAGGCGCGCAGGAGCUUCGACGGCGAGCGCCUGCGGCUGCAGCAGGAGGUGCUGGAGCAGAAGGCGGCGCGCAAGCAGGCGGAGGAGGCGCUCAGCCACUGCGUGCAGGCCGACAAGGCCAAGGCGGCCGACCUGCGCGCCGCCUACCAGGAGCACCAGGACGAGGUGCACCGCAUCAAGCGCGAGUGCGAGCGCGACAUCCGCAGGCUGAUGGAUGAGAUCAAGGGGAAAGACCGGGUGAUCCUGGCCUUGGAGAAGGAGCUGGGCGUGCAGGCCGGCCAGACCCAGCGGCUGCUGCUGCAGAAGGAGGCUUUGGACGAGCAGCUGGUUCAGGUCAAAGAGGCCGAGCGGCACCACAGCAGCCCCAAGAGGGAGCUGCCGCCCGGCAUCGGGGACAUGGCGGAGCUCCUGGGCGCCCAGGAUCAGCACAUGGAUGAGCGAGAUGUGAGGCGCUUUCAACUGAAAAUUGCGGAGCUGAACUCGGUGAUCCGGAAGCUCGAGGACAGAAACACCCUCCUGGCAGACGAGAGGAAUGAACUGCUGAAGCGCUCCCGGGAGACGGAGGUGCAGCUGAAGCCGCUGGUGGAGAAGAACAAGAGGAUGAGCAAGAAGAACGAGGACCUGCUGCAGAGCAUCCAGCGCAUGGAGGAGAAGCUCAAGAAGCUCACGAGGGAGAACGUGGAGAUGCUGUCGGCGCAGGCGUCUCUGAAGCGCCACACCUCGCUGACCGACCUGAGCCUGACGCGGGACGAGCAGGAGAUCGAGUUCCUGCGGCUGCAGGUGCUGGAGCAGCAGCGCGUCAUCGACGACCUCUCUCUGAGCCAGGUUGGUGGGUGGGUGAGGCUGAACGUGCGACGCUGUGUCUCCUUCCAGGAGAGGGAACGGCUCUUGCGCCCCAAGAGGCAUCGUGGGAAAGGCCUGAAGCUGCCCAAGAAGCAUGUUGUGGAGACGUUUUUUGGAUUUGAUGAGGAGUCGGCGGACUCGGAAACCUUGUCGGAGACGUCCUGCAACACAGACAGGACGGACAGGGCCCCGGCCACGCCCGAAGAGGACCUGGACGACACGACCACCAGGGAGGAGGCCGACCUGCGGUUCUGCCAGCUGACCAGGGAGUACCAGGCCCUGCAGCGCGCCUACGCCCUCCUCCAGGAGCAGGUGGGGGGCACGCUGGACGCCGAGCGGGAGGCCCGGACCCGGGAGCAGCUGCAAGCCGAUCUGCUGAGGUGUCAGGCCAAAAUCGAGGACUUGGAGAAGUUGCUGGCCGAGAGGGGUCAGGGCUCCACGUGGGUGGAGGACAAGCAGCUGCUCCUGAGGACCAACCAGGAGCUGCAGGAGAAGGUUCACCGGCUGGAGAUGGAAGAGCGCCAGCUGAAGAGCGACAUGCAGGACGCGCGGGACCAGAACGAGCUGCUCGAGUUCAGGGUGCUAGAGCUCGAAGAGAGAGAGCGGAGGUCGCCCGCGUUUAACCUCCAAAUCGCCAGCUUCCCCGAGAACCACAGCAGCGCCCUCCAGCUGUUCUGCCACCAGGAAGGAGUUAAGGACGUGGAUGUUUCCGACCUUAUGAAGAAGUUAGAUAUCCUUGGCGAUAACGGGAAUCUGAGAAACGAAGAGCAGGUGGCCAUCAUCCAGGCCGGGACUGUGCUGGCGCUGUGUGAGAAGUGGCUGAAGCAGAUCGAGGGCACCGAGGCGGCCCUGACCCAGAAGAUGCUGGACCUGGAGAAGGAAAAGGACCUGUUCAGCAAGCAGAAGGGCUACCUGGAGGAGGAGCUGGACUACAGGAAGCAGGCCCUGGACCAGGCCCACCUGAAAAUCCAGGAGCUGGAGGCCACGCUGUACGACGCGCUGCAGCAGGAGCCGGGCCAGAAGGCCGGCGCGGCGCUGAGCGCGGGCCAGCGGGAGGACCUGCAGGCCGCCGUGGAGAAGGUGCGCAGGCAGAUCCUGAGGCAGAGCCGCGAGUUCGACAGCCAGAUCCUGCGGGAGCGCAUGGAGCUGCUGCAGCAGGCCCAGCAGAGAGUCCGGGAGCUGGAGGGCAUGCUGGAGGCCCAGAGGCGGCACCUGAAGGAACUGGAGGAAAAGUUUCUGUUCCUUUUUUUGUUUUUCUCACUAGCAUUCAUUCUGUGGCCUUGA